UUCAUCAGUUAUGACAGAGGAAACGACAAAUACAAACAACUUGUUAAACUUUGAAAUAGAGUUUGAUGAUGAAGAAUUUAAGUCUGACUUGCCAACUGUGGAAAACCCCACACUAGAAAGUAUUCUAAAUGAGACUGAAGACUAUGAGUCACCAGUGGAAGAUGACACAUCUUCCGUUAUAUCUGCUGUCCAGGCAUUUAAGGACUCAGGUGACACAACCUCCCUGUCCAGUUCUGACAGCAAUCGCACAGAUCGUAGUGCAAGAUCCAAACAGAAGAAGAAAAUUGAUAUACAACAAACAGUACAUGGUUCAGUUUUGAAACCCAACCGUUUAAAAAAUAUAGCAGCUCAACUUCACAGUGCAGCUGAGAGAGUUGAUGCAGGAAUGCCAACAGCAAUGGCUGUUUCAUCACUGAUUGCCAUUGGAACCUCACAUGGACUUGUCCUGGUGUUUGAUCCCAAACAGGUGUUGAAAUGGUGUCUAGGGAGUACCGCUGUGGGCCAGCAGUAUGGGUCAGUGUCUGCCCUCAGCUUCAACAAAGACUGCACCAGGCUUCUCUCUGGUUUUGCCAAAGGACAGAUAACAAUGUGGGAUUUGACCAAUGGAAAACUGCUGAGGACAAUUACAGAUGCUCACCCACCAGGAUCAGCUGUCCUUCAUGUCAAAUUUACAGACAGUCCAGUUUUAGCUGUGUGUAGUGACAGUGGGGGAUCUGUGUUUGAACUAGAAAUGAAACGAUUGAUUGGAGUGCGUACCUGUGAAUCAAAAUGUCUGUUUUCUGGGAGUCGAGGAGAAGUCUGUGUGGUUGAACCCCUGCACAUGAACCUUACCAUCAAAGAUCAUCCAAUGCAGGAUGUCAUGGUGGUUGCUAUGGCAACAUUAUCUAAAGUUUUGUUGGUAACACUGAGACCCCAAUUGAAAGUUGUUUUUACUCAUCCCCUUAAGGGUAGUCCCACCAGUCUCCCACUGCUUGCCUGGCAGUUUGUCAUUAUCCAGGUGUCAGAGAGGGACAGAGUCAUAGACCCAGUACUGGUGUUUGCUAGGGAAUCUACUAUCUAUUUUUACCAGGUGAUCUGUAGUAAUGCCCAGGACAUAAAAUGUACAGGUUUACAGAAGAUCAAGGUACCUUACAAGAUGCUGGCUGUGGCUUGGAUGAAUCCAAGAGUCCUGGUUGCCUUGGAUACAAAUGAAAAAAUGCAUGUCAUUGAUGUCAGGUCUGAAGAGGAGCUGGAGGUAGUGGAUGUGUCUGAUGUACAGUUGGUGUAUAAUAACAGUCACUUCAAGUCCCUGGCUACAGGAGGCAAUGUCAGUCAGGCUCUGGCGAUGGCUGGGGAGGAGGCCUGCUACCAGACCGUGGUUGGUCACAAUGGUCAGUUACUGUUGCUAGGUACCAAGGCUGUGUAUGUCUACAUGCUACGCAGCUGGAGGGAGCGUAUUGAUGUUCUGGUGAAGCGGAAUAAAUACAAUGAAGCCUUGGCUCUGGCAUUGUCAUUUUAUGAUGGUCGAGCCAAAGCCGUCAUUGGACUCAGUGGGUCCUCAAAAAUCAAAAGGGAAAUAAUUUCUAGUAUGAUGUUAGAUCUCCUGUUUGAGUACGUAGACUUGUCCAUGACAACACUGUGUCCAGAGAAGGGGAAGAUGGAGGAGCUGGAGGCUUACUAUCAGAAUAUUGUUCCUGUAUGUGUUGAUUACUGUUUACAUCUCAACAGAACUGAUAUUUUGUUCGGGAGGAUCUAUGACAGAUUUGCUGUAGACUACAUUGCCCGGGGGACAUUUCUGGAGUGUCUGGAGCCGUACAUCCUCAGUGACAAGCUUCGUUCCAUCCCUCCCAGUGUAAUGAAGGACCUUGUGGAGCACUACCAGGAUAAAAACAUGUUAGAGGGAGUGGAAUCCUGCAUAGUUCACCUGGAGGUCACAAGUCUGGAUAUACACCAGGUGGUGAAUCUUUGUUGGUCCCAUGGACUGUAUGAUGCCAUCAUUUAUGUGUACAACAAAGGCAUGCAUGAUUACACUACUCCAUUAGAAGAACUGCUGGGCAUUCUAAAACAAGCCGUCAGCACAGGGAUUCAACUGACAGACGAACAGAUAAGACUGGGGAACAAGCUGCUGGUGUACAUCAGCUGCUGUUUAGCGGGAAGAGCUUAUCCCCUGGGUGAUAUUCCAGAGGAUAUGGUGGCAGAUGUGAAGAGGAAUGUCUUUCAGUGUAUCACUCGUUUGAGGGUUAAAGAUGAUGAAUCCACUUACCCAUAUCUGAGAACACUGCUUCACUUUGAUACAAGGGAGUUCCUCAAUGUUUUAGCCUUGGCUUUUGAAGAGAGAGAAUUUAAUACUGAAGAAGGGAUACAGAAUCGUCAGAGAGUUGUGGAUAUCCUUCUACAAGUGAUGGUUGAAAGUGGGGAGUUCACUCCCACACAGAUAGGAAUCCUUUUCACGUUUCUAGCCAGACAGAUGGCCUGUCAUGAAAACACAAUCCUCGUCAACAGAGUCCUGUUUGAACAGGUCUUAGAGUUUUUAGCUAACCCUGAGGAUGACUCCCGCCAUGAGGAGAGACAGCAGGCUCUGAUGGAGCUCCUCCAGGCAGGGGGAUUAAAACAGGUGGAUGAGGAAAAGUUACUGUCUAUGGCUGAGAAUGCCAAGUUCUAUCGAGUCUGUGAGUUGCUGUAUGAAAAGAGAAGACAAUUUGACAAGAUUUUAUCCUGUUACCUGAGAGAUCCCUCAAGAAAGUAUCAUGCCUUCAGCUACAUCACCAGCAUACUGAACAGUGAAAGAUUUACAAAGGAGGAACAAGAAAGGCUAAAAGAAGAGGCUUUUAGUCACUUAGAGGAACUAGUUUCCAUUGAUUGUAAACAAGCAGCUCAGAUGGUGAUUUCUACCAUGCCCAAAAAUUUGGGAGUAGUCGCCAAUAAAAUGAAGAGUAAUCCUAAGAUUUUGUUUGAGUUCCUGAAAGGAGUGAUGUCAUACAGGGAAUCUGGUAGCAGUGCCAUACACACUGACAAACAGGUGAAUGUGGAGCCAUGGAUCCUAGAACUGUAUGUGGAUCUAAUGUGUCAGUUCAGGCCCCAAGAUGUGUAUAAUUUUAUCAAGCUUAAUGAGGGAUACAGGCUGGAACAAACACUGGGGAUCUGUAGAAAACACAAGCACUCGGAAGCCACAGCAUACCUACUGGAGAAAGCGGGGGACAUUCAGGGGGCAUUUGGAAUCAUACUGACUAACCUUCAGAACAAACUGAAGUUACUGACCAAUGAGCUGCUGACACCGGAUUCAGAGAAAGAUGUCACAGUACAGUUCCAGGAAGUAGAGACCCUUAUUGUAGUGGUCAUACAGUUGUGUCAAAGGAACUCUGGGAAAAUGGAUGAGGCUGGCCGAGAGUCUCUUUGGUUCCCUCUACUUGAGACUGUCAUGUCACCACAAAGAAAACUAAAAGAUAUAAACAACAAACAGAUUCAAGAAGAUUUCAAAAAAGCUACACACCAUGUCCUCAACAGCAUGAUGGGAUACAUAGCAUUACCCACAAUUCUCCACAAAAUCAUGCAGGAUCCUGCCUAUAGUACUGGAAAGUUUGGAGAAGUCAGGGAAUUAAUUCUAGGAAUGCUGGAAACUUAUAAUUAUGAGCAGACACUGAUGGAGACUUGUAAGAAUUUAUUGAACCAUGAUAUCCAUGUCCAUUUGAAGAAUUUAACAUCAGCGGCCACCAAAGGCUACAUUCCUAAAGGAGACAGCUGUAAUCUGUGUAGUAAACAGUUUAUUAAUCAGAACGAGAUGGAUACUGUGAUUAUAUUCAGAUGUGGUCAUAGUUACCAUAAGGGCUGUCUACAGUCCAUUGGUUCUGUUAGUGUAAUUGAUGGAGAGGAUUCCUGGAUCUGUUAUCUGUGUAGCCACAGGAAACGAGGACAGUUCCAGAGUACCAGAUUUCACCGCAGUCUUAGUAACAGGGGACAAUCCAAGGGCAAAGAUAAAAUUGCUGCAGAUCCUCAGUACUAUCAGACUCUAGACUUUAUGAAGAGCUUUUUAAAGACUCCAUCAAGGAUGGCCCUUCUUACUGAACUGUCUAAAGGAUCCUCGCCCAAGUCCCACAGAGGAUCAUCUAGUAUCUUCAAUCAAGAAAACUUCCAGCUCAAAUUAGCACCACCUCCAGCAAUGGAUUCUGUGCCAUAGACACUGACAGUUUAUUGUGUGUGUGAUAGUAAAAGAGUGCAUUUAUGUGCAAUAUACAAAUGUUUUAAUGUUGUGAAAUAAUUCUUAUUUCAUUUAUGUCCAACUGUUACCAUGUACAAUGUAUAUAUAAAUAGUGUACAUUUUCACAAAAAUCACUCAAUACAUUAGAUACAAGUAAAAUAGUAAUUA
Saccostrea echinata is the source of this 4342-nucleotide messenger RNA. Its product is annotated as vacuolar protein sorting-associated protein 8 homolog. The transcript is spliced from 42 exons. Gene Ontology annotation, biological process: protein targeting to vacuole; endosomal vesicle fusion. The record is from RefSeq and is a predicted model, not a curated record. Gene Ontology annotation, molecular function: protein binding. Bases 11 to 4153 code for a protein of 1380 amino acids. Gene Ontology annotation, cellular component: CORVET complex; late endosome; early endosome. NCBI's taxonomy places the organism in Eukaryota, Metazoa, Mollusca, Bivalvia, Ostreida, Ostreidae.